Colletotrichum lupini is the source of this 423-nucleotide messenger RNA. RefSeq lists its product as uncharacterized. NCBI's taxonomy places the organism in Eukaryota, Fungi, Ascomycota, Sordariomycetes, Glomerellales, Glomerellaceae. The coding region runs from base 1 to 423 and encodes 140 amino acids. The record is from RefSeq and is a predicted model, not a curated record. The transcript has 4 exons.
AUGGCAGAAUCCCGUAGGGACGGGGGAUACGCAGGCUCGAUGUUACAAUGUCCGGCCAACCUCCGGGCCGGAGUCACCCUGCCGAUAGGAGCUCCCGAGGGGAGAUCAGGAGAUACCGGCGGGGUUUUCUCAAAGGAUCCAUGGGCUCGGGUAGGCUGCGCCUAUCAGCCACUGGCGAGAUACUCGGGCGAAAUGCAAGUGGAGGCUGUACCAUCCCCUCGGAGACUAGGUUCUUCACUAUUGAAUCACGCAGCUAUACUCCGUACAAGCACUGGAUAUCGGGUUUGCCCCAGCAGCCUCUAUGAUCUUCUCGACGUUUAUCCCCGGCUCUCUUAUGGUGCCAUUCCCGAGACCAACGCGUGGUUCUUGGAUCUCACCCCGCAAACCCGUUUACCUAGACUCCGCCCAAGCGCAGCUCACUAA